AUGUUCUAUUUAUCAAUCAAUCAUGAAACACAAGAAGAAGAACGCCAGGACACAAAGACACAGUGGUCUAUAUUACACCCUCGGACACAGUGGUCUAUAUUAAACCCUAGGACACAGUGGUCUAUAUUAAACCCUAGGACACAGUGGUCUAUAUCAAACCCUAAGACACAGUGGACACAGUGGUCUGUAUUAAACACUAGGACACAGUGGUCUGUAUUAAACCCUAGGACACAGUGGUCUAUAUUAAACCAUAGGACACAGUGGUCUAUAUUAAACCCUAGGACACAGUGGUCUGUAUUAAACCCUAGGACACAGUGGUCUAUUUUAAACCCUAGGACACACGAAGGUGAAGGCACUACCGAGACGCAAGCCUGUGAAGGAUCACCUCGCAUGCUAGUUUGCGCUAACGCUAGCAGUGACGACGUGAAGCCGCUGCUCGUUCAUCACCCGAGUCUUCAACAAUGA
Molecule: messenger RNA, 465 nt
Organism: Nerophis lumbriciformis (worm pipefish)
Lineage: Eukaryota; Metazoa; Chordata; Actinopteri; Syngnathiformes; Syngnathidae
Source: RefSeq, a predicted model, not a curated record